AUGGGCUCCCUCGAUAUCCCACAGACACAAACAGUCGCACUUGUCCGCAACCUAGGCGGCCAAGUCGAGUUCAAAACAGACUACCCCGUUCCAACCCCAGGACGCAACGAAGUCCUUGCUAAAGUGCUAUACACCGGUGUGUGCCAGAGCGACCUACACACCAAAGCCGGCACCGCUGCCGGACCCGACGGCAACCCAAUAACAAAGAUCAAGCUGCCCCACGUUGGGGGCCACGAAGGCAUCGGGCAGGUGAUUGCUCUCGGUCCUGAGAUCACGCACGACACGGGUCUCAAGGUGGGCGGACUGGUUGGAAUCCGGUUUGCGAGUCGAAUCUGUCGACGGUGCGAGUUCUGCCUCGCCGGUACGGAGCAGUACUGUGUGGCUAGUACGAACCAUCUCCACCACGAGGAUGGAAGCUUUCAGCAGUAUAUCGCCCUCGAUGCGGAUUACUUGACGCUUCUACCGGAUGAUGUUGAUCCGAAGGUUAUGGGACCGGUGCUUUGUGCGGGGUUGACGGCUUAUAAGGCGGUUCUGAAUACGGAUGUUCGGCCUGGGAAUUGGUUGGUUGUUGUUGGGGCGGGAGGUGGACUUGGACAUUUUGCUGUGCAAUAUGCAAGAGCACAAGGUGCUUUGGUCAUUGGUGUUGACACUGGUGCUGGUAAGGGCGAGUUUGUCAGAAGUCUCGGUGCGCAGGAAUUCAUCGACUUUGCCACUGAGGAUCCCGUCCGGAGGGUUCAGGAGAUUACGGGUUUGGGAGCCCAUGCCGCGGUAGUGACGGCAGGCAAUGCGAAGGCGUUCGCGCAUGCUUGUGACAUGCUUCGUGUGGGUGGUACUUUGAGUUGUGUGGGUAUUCCCCCUGGGAAGCCAUGCCUGGAGACUCCGAUUUGCGCGAUUGUGAUCAAGGGUCUGAAGAUCACGGGCAACCUGGUUGGGUCGCUGAAGGAAUGCAUGGAAGCUGUUGAAUUGGUUCGACGGGGUGUUGUCAAGCCUGUGGUCAAGGUUCGGCCGUUUAGAGACUUGCCGCAGAUCUAUGAGGAGAUGGAGAAGGGUGAUAUUGCGGGACGGAUUGUGCUUCAGAUUACGGAGUGA
This is a messenger RNA of Penicillium paradoxum, 1089 nucleotides long. RefSeq names its product zinc-dependent alcohol dehydrogenase. The record is from RefSeq and is a predicted model, not a curated record. The transcript is spliced from 4 exons. Gene Ontology annotation, molecular function: oxidoreductase activity; zinc ion binding. Bases 1 to 1089 code for a protein of 362 amino acids. NCBI's taxonomy places the organism in Eukaryota, Fungi, Ascomycota, Eurotiomycetes, Eurotiales, Aspergillaceae.